AUGUUGAUAUUGAAAAAGUUACAUUUGAUAUUCUGCUUCUUAGUUGCUGUAGCGCUGGGUUUGGAUAUAACGGAAAACACUGUUGACAGAGGUACCAUAAGCUUGAAUGUCGGUAAUAUUAACAUUCAUUCAGGCGCUUACUGGUCUAUCAUUGACAAUGCCAUUUCUGCGUUUGUUUCAAGUUUAAAUGUGCAAUCUGGUGCCGGUCUUUACAUUUCUAGUACUUCACCAUUACUUUCAUUGCAAGUUACUUUGUUGGGAUUGCUCAACUCCAUUACCAACAACGGUAUUAUUUCAUUCAAUUCAGUUGCUUCCUUGACAUCGUCAACUUAUAACCUUGUUGGUUUAUCAUUUCAAAAUAAUGGUGAAAUGUAUUUGGCUGCUUCUGGAAUUUUACCCAGUAGCAUGAGUAUCACCGCAUCCAGUUGGACAAAUACUGGUUUACUUGAAUUUUACCAAAAUCAAAGAAAUGAAGGUACAGUUAGUUUAGGAACAACUUUGGGAAGCAUUACCAACAAUGGCCAGAUUUGUUUUAUCAACGAGGUGUAUCAACAAGCGACAACAAUUGCUGGUACUGGUUGUAUUACUGCUGAUAAAGAUUCCUCCAUUUACAUUUCAAAUGCACUCUUGCUGGUUUCCACGGGGCAAACUUUUUACUUGGCUGAUGGUGCUUCUUCCAUGAUUGCACAGGCAAUAUCUACGCCACAAACGUUCAACGUGCGUAACUUCGGUCAAGUCAAUGGGGUUGCAAAUAAAAUUGGAUUAACAAUUCCGCUUUUUUCGUUGACUGGAAGCGCAUGGUCGUACAAUUCCGCUACUGGUAUUUUGACGUUGAGAGGAGCAGGUUUGUUGCUGCAAUAUUUCAACAUUGGUACUGGGUAUGACUCUUCCAAGUUUCAAGUUGUGACUGACAGUGGAGCUGGCUUGCCUUCAACUCUCUUAGGAUCAAUUCAAUAUAAUGGUCCUGUACCUAACCCAGGAUUGCCAAGUCAAUGUCGCGUUUGUAAAUCGCUACCAGCAAUUCCUGGCGCGCAACCUACUGAAUACACAACUACAAUUACAACAACCAGUGGUGGACAAACGAUAACUGAGACAGGAGUUGUGGACAUUACUACCGACACCAGCGGCUCAUGGUAUACAACCACUUCUAUCUUCCCAACCAGUUCUACGUUGACCACCGAGUACACUACCACCUGGACUACCACCAAGUCAGACGGAUCAGUUGAGACCGACUCUGGUAUUGUAUCGCAGUCUGGUACCUCCUUAACAACCAUCACGACUUUCCCACAGCCAGUGCAAACGGAAUACACUACCACUUGGACUACCACCAAGUCAGACGGAUCAAUUGAGACCGACUCUGGUAUUGUAUCGCAGUCUGGUACAUCGUUGACCACCAUCACGACUAUCCCACAGCCAGUGCAAACUGAGUACACUACCACCUGGACUACCACGAAAUCUGACGGAUCAGUUGAGACCGACUCUGGUAUCGUUUCGCAAUCGGGUACCUCCUUAACAACCAUCACGACUUUCCCACAGCCAGUGCAAACUGAGUACACCACCACCUGGACUACCACCAAGUCAGACGGAUCUGUUGAGACCGACUCUGGUAUUGUAUCGCAGUCUGGUACAUCGUUGACCACCAUC
Messenger RNA from Lodderomyces margitis, 1644 nucleotides. RefSeq lists its product as uncharacterized. The annotation marks the transcript as partial. The record is from RefSeq and is a predicted model, not a curated record. NCBI's taxonomy places the organism in Eukaryota, Fungi, Ascomycota, Pichiomycetes, Serinales, Debaryomycetaceae. The transcript has a single exon.